AGCGAGCCGCUCAGUUUUAUACCUGCGAAAUGAGCCGUGCCUCGGACGUCCAUAAAAAGAGCGCACUCCCGCUCCUCAGUAUCAGUAUUUGCUCUGACACAGCUCUUGACAGAACAACAACCAUGGCUAACACAGAAAAAGAUCCUGGACAUUUUGUGAGUGAGUGUCCGAAACCACGAAAACUGAUCGAUCCAGAAUAUUUGAAAACGGUGACCUGCUUCAGUUGUUACGAAAAAGGGCAUUAUUCUCCUGAUUGCCCUAAUCGUAACAAGAAAGACGACACUUCACCACCUAGCUUAUUUGAUGAAAACACAGUCAAGUAUUUAGGACCCACAGAAAAACAACAACAACAGUAUUUUGGUUAUGGCAGCACGAUGAACAUGGCACCACCACCACCGCCGCCAUCAACACCAGUAGCACAGUAUUCAUCGGAUGACACCGAGCCAGCUCAGAAGCCAGCCACAGAAUCCGAAUUAGAAUAUGAGGAAUUCGCUCGUAAACAUGGACAUGGUGCCUUUAUAUAUUUUGAUAAAAUACAUAAAAGUCCAAAAUCACCACUUCCGAAAGGACCACAAGUGCAAAAUGUAAUUUUUCCCGGUUUGAUGGAACGCAAAAAGACCAGCGAUAACCAAAGCGGUAUCACACUUGGGACCUUACAGCCCCAGCCAUCAACACCGGUAGCACAGUCGGAUAACAAAAACACAGAACCAGCUCAGAAGCCAGCCACAAAGCCAGAUUUUGUCUAUGACGAAUUUGCUCGUAGACGACAUGACGAAUUAGCUCGUGAACAUCGAUACUUAUGGCUUCACAGUUCUUCUAGGCCAGUCCACCCCACGCCUGGCGAAGAACUCCUUGAGGGCCGUCUCCCUAUGCCUCUUCUCAAUCUCCCUGUAGACCCACUCAGGAGUCGAAUCUCUCUUGAAGAAGAAUUUCUUCAUGGCACGGAGAAGCUUUCUCAAACCCAUGCCAUGGUUCUAGAGAAAUGA
Molecule: messenger RNA, 986 nt
Organism: Ruditapes philippinarum (Manila clam)
Lineage: Eukaryota; Metazoa; Mollusca; Bivalvia; Venerida; Veneridae
Exons: 3
Molecular function (GO): zinc ion binding; nucleic acid binding
Source: RefSeq, a predicted model, not a curated record